AUGGACACUGUGAGUGCACGAUUGGGAUCCUUCAAGGCUUCAAGUUCGGCCCAUUUGUCAACGAAUCAUCGUCGCCAUUUUCUGGAACAUAUCCGAGAACCCCAAAUGGCCAUCAAGAUGGAGGACAGAGUGUGGAAACUUCCUGACUUGUGCAUCUUGCAGCUGCGGAGGAAACAGGCAGGAUCAUGGAUCACGAUACCGUCCUCUUUAGUACGCAAAUGUUGCCAAGUCAAGGCAAAUGGCUGUGGCAAUUGGAGGCAGGCUUCCAAUACUAUAGCCACCGAUGAACGCAAGGUCCUUGAGGACGAAGUCAUGGGGUCAAAAAAGUCAAAGAGGCAGAUAUACACUUCGGAGUACAGUACGGAAAUCACAUGGAUAGCAGAACAAGAUUAA
This is a messenger RNA of Serpula lacrymans var. lacrymans S7.9, 393 nucleotides long. RefSeq lists its product as uncharacterized. The record is from RefSeq and is a predicted model, not a curated record. Bases 1 to 393 code for a protein of 130 amino acids. NCBI's taxonomy places the organism in Eukaryota, Fungi, Basidiomycota, Agaricomycetes, Boletales, Serpulaceae. The transcript has a single exon.